CUUUCUAUCCUAAAAAUCAAGUCUUUUUCCCUUGGCACCCCUUCUCUCUUCCUCUCCUCCAACGCGGCGCGCUCUCUCCCUCUUCUCCGGUGGGCGGUGGCCUCAUCUCCCUCGCCUCGUCGCCCGAUGGCUCCCUCCGCAGCUCUCGCACCGGUGGCCUUCAGGUCCUCCUUCUCGUCGCCGCUCUCUUCGAACCCUACUCGUAAUAGGAUAAACAUAGAGGGUGCUUUCUGUUUACCAUGUUCCACAAAGAAGAGAGGUAGUUAUAGAUCUUUCCGGGUGUACAGUUUAUUUGGAAGGAAUAAUGAUAAAGACGAGAAUGGUGAUGAGGCACCAUCAAAAGCAGGAAUUUUUGGAAAUAUGCAAAAUCUCUAUGAAACUGUUAAGAAGGCCCAAAUGGUUGUCCAAGUUGAGGCUGUCCGGGUGCAGAAGGAGCUUGCAGCGACUGAGAUUGAAGGUUAUUGUGAAGGUGAACUAAUCAAGGUUACACUUUCUGGAAACCAGCAACCUAUAAGAGUUGAAAUCACGGAGGCUGCAAUGGAGUUGGGUGCUGAAAAACUUUCAGAGUUGGUCAACGAUGCGUACAAGGAUGCACAUCAAAGGAGCGUCCAGGCCAUGAAAGAGAGGAUGGCUGACUUGGCACAGAGCAUAGGAAUGCCUGCCGGCCUCGGCGACGGGCUCAAGUGAUGUUGAGAUUCGUGAAAGCUUGCCAAUAAGAAGUCUCAAUUUUGUAUACUAGCUGCGUGAGCCAACAGUUUAACCCCUCUGCGACUUCUCGUAGCUGUGUAAGAACUGUACUUCUGAGCACUUAUUUCUUCCAGUGUUAGCAAUAAUUUGCAAUUGUACCACGAACAUAUAUUCUUUUUUUUUUUGAAACGAACACGAACAUAUAUUCUGCACCCUUGUAAUUAGGCAUGUGUCCUGAACAGCCAUAGAUUUCGUGUUGUGUAAUGACAGGUAGGCUGAUUCAGACGAUAGUCGGCCCAAGUUCUGUUGGGUCAGGCCCGUUUGCACCUGGGCCCAACUAGUUAUUGGGCUGGACACGAUAAUCUGGUGCAGCCCGCAAAGUUCAGAUGAUGAAGCCUUCAUAUUUUUGUUACUGAACGUGAUGAAGGAUAAAUCGUGUUAAUAGGUUUUUGCUUUACGAUUAAAGUGCUCAAAGUUUGCUUCUCA
Phragmites australis (common reed) is the source of this 1173-nucleotide messenger RNA. Its product is annotated as nucleoid-associated protein At2g24020, chloroplastic-like. Lineage: Eukaryota; Viridiplantae; Streptophyta; Magnoliopsida; Poales; Poaceae. Gene Ontology annotation, molecular function: DNA binding. The record is from RefSeq and is a predicted model, not a curated record. Bases 127 to 687 code for a protein of 186 amino acids. The transcript is spliced from 7 exons.